AUGCCUUCUUUUUCCCCUACCCCUAGCCUUAACUCCUCAAUCCCCACCUCACCCUUAACAGGUUUGUCGUGCCAACUGGACGAGUCCUACAAGCAUAUAUACCUACCAACUUGCUACAUCCUCACCUUCCUACUGAGCCUCGCUCUAAACUCCAUUGUUCUCUCUCGGUGCCUACGCCGACCAUGGAACCCAUCACUGAUCUACAUGUUCAAUUUGGCACUGAGCGACCUCAUGUACAGCUUGUCCCUGCCAUUCCUCAUCACAAACUAUAUAUUCCAAGACCGCUGGCUCUUUGGAGAUCCCAUGUGUCGCUUGGUUCGUUUCCUGUUCUACUUCAAUCUCUACUGCAGCAUCUUCUUCUUAACCUGCAUCUCCUUCCAUCGCUACCUUGGUAUCUGCCACCCUAUGCGUUCAAUGAGGUUGGAAGCUAUGCGUUGGGUGAGAGCCACCUGUCUACUUGUGUGGACCUUGGUAUUUGCCAUGACCUUUCCAAUACUGCUCUUUGCUCGGACGGGGCCACUGGAGGAUGCAAACAUAGUAACCUGCUGGGAUGACGCCCUUGACGAGGACCUUGAACGUUACAUGCCUUAUGGACUUUUUUUGCACAUAGCUGGCUUCUUCUUACCCUUUUCAUUAACUGCCUGGUGCUACUCAAGAGUGGUACGCACCAUCUGGCAAACUUUACGUGGGGCCCAACGGCGCAAGUCAAUUCGAACCAUCGUCACCAUCACCCUACUGUUCGCCCUCUGCUUCCUUCCUUUCCACAUAACCCGCACAAUUUUCUUGACCAUGCGGGCAAGAGGAGCUGCCCUAGGUGGAUGCCGUGCCUUAGGGGUGGUGGCUGUCUGUUACAAGGUCACCAGACCUCUGGCAAGUGCCAACUCCUUUCUUAAUGCUCUUCUAUACUUUCUGACUAAGGAACCCUGUGGGCGAGGAAUAUGGGGCAGGAAAGACAGAGAACAAAUUGGGAAAGUGGAAAAAAAGAGACCAGCCAAAGGAGAUGGAGACUGGGACAACAUCUAUCCUCGAUUUCACUAG
Messenger RNA from Staurois parvus, 1038 nucleotides. The record is from the annotation of a GenBank genome assembly. NCBI's taxonomy places the organism in Eukaryota, Metazoa, Chordata, Amphibia, Anura, Ranidae.